Molecule: messenger RNA, 3033 nt
Organism: Funneliformis geosporum
Lineage: Eukaryota; Fungi; Glomeromycota; Glomeromycetes; Glomerales; Glomeraceae
Source: the annotation of a GenBank genome assembly
AUGGCCACAUCAUUCCUUGACGCGUCCACGAUUUAUGGUAAUAACGAUAUUCAAUUACAAAGUUUACGUGAUUUUAAUAAUAAUGGGAAAAUGAAAUUGGAAUAUUUUCAAACACCUGAUGGACAAUUUGGAUAUCCACCUCAAAAUGCGGAUGGAGAAUUAAUUACGGGAAUUGUAGCGAAAACAAAGAAUGUAUUUACUGAUAUGUUCGCUACGCUCUUUUUACGUGAACAUAAUCGUUUAUGUGACGAUUUAUAUGAGAUACAUGGUAAUGAUUGGGACGAUGAAAAAUACUUUCAAGAGGCAAGAAGAUGGGUGAUAGCAUUUAUUCAAAGAAUUACCUAUUAUGAAUAUCUUGGAACUGCACUCGGAGCUAAUUUACCUCCGUAUAAAGCAUAUGACCCUAACCUUAGGCCCACUAUUGACACUUUCUUUGCUUCGGUGACUUUUCGUUAUGGACAUUCCGAAAUCAGUCUAGAUUUGGUUCGAGGUAGAGAUCACGGUAUUCCGUCAUAUAAUGAUGCAAGGGAAGCAUUUAAUUUACCAAGAAAAUCAUCUUGGGCAGAGAUCUCAAGCGAUAUCGAAGUACAAAAAAAAUUACAAGAAACAUAUGGAACCGUAGAUCGAGUUGAGGCAUUAAUGGGUGGAUUGGCCGAAGAUCACGUUAAUGGAGGAAAUUAUGGGGAAUUAUUUUCAAAAAGUUUUUCUGAAUCAUGGUUAAAGAUAAGAGAUUCUGAUAGAUUUUGGUAUGAAAAUAAAGAUGCAGGAUUUACCAAGGAUGAGAUAUCGAAAAUACAGCAAACAACAUUAUUACAAAUUUUAGAAAGAAAUACUCCACAAUAUGUAACAUAUCCACAAAAUCUUUGGGUGCAAAUAUUCUUGGGAUUGAUUAAAUAUGGCGCGGACAAAGCAUUUAUUUGGGCCUAUUUAGCAUGGUUAACAAGCGAAUUUUAUUACAAGAUUAAAAAUAUGCAAUUCUUAUGGCCAGCAAGACAAGCCGAUGAUUUAUCGGAACGUAUCCGUGCUUGUAUUCCUCAUAAAUUUUAUGAACAUUUACCCGCCAUAUCAUGGAGCGAAUUUAAUCAAAGGGUUAUGACAGGAGCUAGCCUCGUUAUAGCGGAAGGAUUAGUAUUUGAUAUCCAUAAAUGGAUCCCAAUACAUCCAGGUGGACAAAAGAUUUUACAACGUGUCAUUGGGACAGAUAUUACCAACGAUUUCUUUUUCGAUCCAUCAGUUGUAACAGUGAUUAAUCAGAACUUUAGUAAUGAAUAUGAUGAUAAACAACAAAAUAAUAGUAUAUCGGUACUCACAGAUAACAAUUAUAGGGACAAAAGGCAACAUGAAACGAUGCAUAAACCUCACAGUAUAGCAAAUGCCGUUGACAUGAUUAAUUCUUCUGCAUUCAAACAUUGUAGGGUAGCAAUGCAUCGACAUUCCAAAUUUGCUACAUCAAAAUUAGCUAGUAUGGUAAUUGCCAGGAUCCUAGAUCCUGAAGAAGGCAUGAUGAAUGUAAAAGGACCCCCAUCAUUAUCUUCAAAAAUAGCAUUAAGUAAAUCUGAGUUGGCAGAACUACAACCUCAUCAACAUUCUCCUAAUAUUUUCCGUCGUUAUAUUUUAACAAAUAUUGAAACAGCAUCUAGAUAUGAUGCUGAAAGACCUGUUAAAAAAUUCACGUUUCAAGUUAUCCAUCCAAAAGACAGAUUACCAAGAUUUCUUCCCGGUGAUUAUAUUGAAAUUAUGAGCUAUGCUAAUAAUCACGUGGCUAUUAGACCAUAUACUCCUCUUCAAGGACCGACUGAUAAUAGUUUUUGUAUAUUGGUUAAAUUAUAUAAAGAUGGUGUAAUGUCUCAACAUUUGGUGAGAGGACCGUUUGACAUAGCGGAUAGAAUGUCACAUGCAACGCUACCUCCGUCAAUCAAACCAACGGGUUCAAUAAUUAGUAGGCCAUCAUCGCCUUCAGCAACGUCACCAAAUCGUGCUGGUAACGAUGCUAGAAUGAUUGGUGGACGCGAUGGACGCGAUAAUAGAUCGUUUAACCAACAACCCUCAAUGUAUGAUAUGAGUAGAGGAAAUUCAAUUUAUAAUAGUGGUAUUGGGAAUAGUAAUAAUAUUGGCGGUAAUAAUAAUUAUUUGAACAAUAUACUUGAUGGUAGGAGUGGAAUAUUGUUGAAUAAAGAAAGAGAAGAUUUAUGUUGGGAACAUUUGUUCAUGGUUUGUGGUGGUACUGGAAUUACCCCAAUGUUACAAUUGAUACAAUAUCAUCUGGAUAAAGCGAGCGCUUUCAAUUCAGAUUUCAAUUUAUAUUUAUUAAAUGCGAACGACACAAUAGCGGAUUUGAUCCAACCAAAGUAUUUAGAUUAUUUAUGUCAAAUACUUAAAGGGAAACUUAAGAUUACUUAUAUCUUAUCGAAACCACCACCAAUUUGGAGAGGAUUAACUGGAAUGAUCGAUGAAACUUUAUUGUAUGAUUGGAUUAGUCAAAAUUAUUCCGUACCUCCACCAGCAAUUCCACCAAGGUUAAGUGUCGCAAGUGGAAGUGGAAGUGUAUUAAGCGCAAGCACCCUCAUAAGCAAUAGUUAUCAACAUCUUCAUUCCACAUCAGGUGCGAAUAAUUUGGGUAAUAAUCAAAUUCAUGACAUUGAAGAAGUCGUUGAACAUGAUGGCGAAGAUCAGAUUUAUGAGCAACAAUAUAAUGAUGAGAAUCAAUAUGAUCCUCGUCGUGCAUCUAAUAGAGUAUUACCUCCUCCGAUACAAGUUCCAACACAAACAUCACCUCAUAUUCGUCCUUUUUCAACCAAUUCACAAUAUUUACCUUAUUACUUUUCCCCUUUACAAAAUAAUACAUUAUCACAUCAAACAAGUGAAAUGAUAAUGUUAAAUGAACGUCAUAAUUAUAUGAAAUCAUUAGCCACCGAUGCUACUCAAGUUAAGUUGAUCGUGUGCGGUAGUAGUCAAUUUAACGAUAAUAUCAGAAAAUGUUUGGUGGAAAAAUUAGGUUUCCCUAUUGAUGAUAAGGCUAUUUUCAUUAAUUAA